UCUUUCCUUUCCUUUGAUUGACGAAGAAAAAAAAUGAAUCAUGAGCGAACGACUUAAACGAACUGUACCUUGUAAAGGUAACUUCAAUGGGAAUGACUGUACUUUGGCUUUUGCUCUGAUUUCCGAAAUUAGAUUGCAAAAAGAAACGACGAAAAUGUGAAUGGCUGCCCGGGGCAGCGGCCUGCACUCGGUGUGCCAAGCAACAGCGAGAAUGCGUAGUCCGAGAUGGCAGUAACGAUGCAACCACCUCUGAUACUGAAGAUGAAGAACAACUCCUCGAUGGCAACAAAGAUUUAGCGGUCAUGACCAAUGUUGUAGUCCAGUUGGAAUCCGAAUUACACCGUUUGGAACUUUUGCUGCGGAACGAGCGUAGUCGAGCACCUAGUCUCACCAGCAGUUCGUCGUCUGAAUCACUCUCAUCGUCCUCAUCGCCCCCCUCCUUACCUUCUCCUAUAAUAUCUCGGUUGUUAUCUCCCGCUUCCAGCUUCUCAUCCAUCACCUCUCAGCCAUGUCAGACUGAUUCGUUGAUGUCUCUCGUCCCCUAUUCGAAUGGAAGUCCUUGUCAAUGCGGCCAGAAUGACCAAUUUUGCCAAUGUUGUCAAAAUGCCAAGUACGAGUGGAAUCUUUCCAUCGUUGAUGGCCAGCUUCGCUUGGAAACCGGUAUCAAGUCUGUCCACGAACUGAUUACGUUUAGUCAAACCAUGUUGCGCAGCCUGAAUCCGUUUACAGGCGAUUUGGAGAAUACUGCCCACAGUUUCAAGGUCGUUGCACCGAAUGGAAUUAUGACGUUGGUGCGAAAGUACCUUUCUGGUAUCCAGGUAAUACCACCACUCGUUCGAAAAUCACCGUCUUUGCUCCAGGAUGCAUUGUUCGCCAAUCCUCGGCCGUUAGUGGACCAGUUCGUUCGAAUCUACUUUAAAUGCUUCAAUUCAGCCGUACCCCUUUUCUACGAGCCGACUUACAUGGCAUACUACAACUCGUUAUCCGAUCCGUUUAGCUGUAUCGUGACGAUGGCCAUGUGUAACUAUGUGGGCAGCAGUUCGUGCAAACAUAUUCCAUUCACACCAGACGAACGCCGUCGAUUAGGCGAAUACUUUUUCAGUAUAUGGAAAGAUCUCCUUGGAGAAACUUUUGACGAUCCCAAUCGACGAUUGGAAACCGUGAUGUCGAUCAAUCUGAUCACCAAGUAUCUGCAACAUGUACUAAGAAUAUCGGAAUCACAAAAAUACGCGGCCAUGGCGCAUCUGAUAUGUCAAGAUUUAAGAACAUACUACGCGGAUGACCGAAAACCGAUUGUCGAGCGAGCGCUUUUUCAACGGCAUUACGUGCUUGCCGAACAUAUACGGGCGAUGAAUGAAUUUCUGGAUGACAAGGAGUUUGUUCUUCCAGUCAUUGAGAACGUGCAAUUUGAAGUGUUGCCUCUUGAAUCUGAUCUUGUGAAAUCGUUCAUCGAAAUUUUUCAACACAUUCUGCGACUCAUUCGGCAUCCUUAUGUGGUUAAUUUGGUGCGACAAUUUGGAUGUAUGCAUGCCGGUCAAGAAGUGGAAAUGACAUUUGAAACCUUUUUCCGAUGGGAGGAAAUCAUCCAACAGUGGUGGUACACUGUUCCAAAAUAUUUGCGAAUAACCGCGAAUCCUAUCGAUCUGAACACCAGGAUUAUCAUCGAUUCGUCUGUCACCGAACCACAGCUCAUGCUUAUUGUUUUCUUCCAAAUGUUCAUGAUCAAUAUCAGCUCAUGCUUACUGCAUCCUAUUGACAAUAUCCAUGUGGACAAUCAUGCUUUGUUGCAACUCAUCCAAGAUCACGCGGUUCGUGGUUGUCUACGUGGAACACAACUACUGUUGGACACGGCCAAAAAACUCACCACCUCAUCCUUAUCAUGUCAUUUUAAUACCGAAUUUCUCCUCGACGCCGUGGAUACUCUGGCCAUCUUAAUCCGAUUCCCCGAUCCUACUGUCGCUGACAAGGCGAGGGGGAUAUUGGAGGCAUGUCUGUUAGAGGUUAAAUCGGCGCUGAUUACCGAUGGUCACUGGCGAUCCAUGUCCUUCUCGUCGUCCAUAAAAGUCAAUCAACCCGAAGAUUACGUUUCAUUGAUCAAACAAUAUGAUCAAUAUCCUCUUCCAUUUUACGCACUACUCUGCCAUGUUCUCAAGAUCACGCUCAAUGAUAGCGGCUUCAUUCUGCAAUAAUGCGGGACUGCAUCAUGUAUUUUUUUUUCUCCUUCUGUACUUCAUAUGAAAAUAAAGAUAGACUCUGGAAAUGGGGUUCUAGAGUGAUUUUUUUUUUUAAAAAAAAAA
This is a messenger RNA of Radiomyces spectabilis, 2297 nucleotides long. RefSeq lists its product as uncharacterized. NCBI's taxonomy places the organism in Eukaryota, Fungi, Mucoromycota, Mucoromycetes, Mucorales, Radiomycetaceae. The transcript is spliced from 3 exons. Gene Ontology annotation, cellular component: nucleus. Bases 303 to 2189 code for a protein of 628 amino acids. The record is from RefSeq and is a predicted model, not a curated record.